GUCGCGUACGCACAUGAGUAAUCCCACUUCGUCGUCGUUAUUAGAUCGGGUUCGAGGCAGUCUCUUGUCGAUGGUGACUUGGACGGCCGGGCCUCGGUACCCAAAUGAUAAUACCGGAUCGGUUCGUUCGAGCAAGUUACGUCGAAAACGCAGAAAAAACAGUACGUCUAGUAAUGCUACCGUUCGAGUACACAGGAUCAGUUCGAAAUAUCCAGCUGUUAACAUACGAACUCGAAUGGACUCCUAUGGAAUCGUACCCGGUCUGAAAUCCGUACAAAAGCCAGAUCCUCCGGAAACUCCUAGUAAAACCAAUACCGGUUGUUCAUCGACUAUGACUUCCGAUACGGAUUUUUAUUACGUAGCUCAAAAUAAAGAAGAAAAUAUACAUACAACAGUAGUGGAAAUACGAGGAGAUGAUGGUGAUCAGAUUGUCACUGAAAACCUUCAAGAAGAAGAGCUUGAGGAUAGCCUGAUGAUAGUGACUCACAGUGAACAAAAUGUUGAAACGAUACGGAAAACUGGUCAUCAACACGUUUUAUCUGAGUCUUGUCGCGUAAAAAUAGAAAACUUAAGAUAUGGUCGAGUGAACGUGGUCAGGUGGCUGUUGUGGGAAGCGGACAUGCCGGUGCUAGAGAGAUCCAACAACGGAGCACUGGCGCUACACUAUGCGUCUGCCAGAGGUUGUCUGGAUUGUGUAAAAUUACUAUGCAAAUCUACUGGUGAAAUAUGCGCCAAUUCUCAAAUGGAUAAUGAUGUUACUCCAGUGUACCUAGCAGCACAAGAGGGACACUUGGAAGUUCUUAAAUUUCUUGUAUUGGAAGCCGGUGGUUCAUUAUAUGUCCGUGCAAAAGAUGGAAUGGCUCCCGUUCACGCUGCUGCACAAAUGGGUUGUCUAAAUUGUUUAAAAUGGAUGGUUAGAGAUCAAGGGGUUGACCCUAACCUUAAAGAUGGCGAUGGUGCUACAGCACUACAUUUUGCUGCCAGCAGAGGUCAUGUAGACACGGUUAGAUGGCUUUUGAGGCAUGGUGCCAAUCUUGUUGUAGACAAAUAUGGAAAAAGUCCUAUUAACGAUGCAGCCGAAAAUCAGCAAAUGGAAUGUUUAAACAUAUUAGUGCAACAUGGUACAAUGCCUGAUUAUCACGAUGAAAAGAAAAGUGGCAAACUAUUAGGAUGUACUUGUCGUAAAGAAGAACCCAAACAACGAUGUUCAUUUGCCGACUGUAUUAACUAUAAAAAGAGCCAAGAACCAUUUUACUUGCAUCCGCCGUCUCAGAAUCUACCACUGAACGGUUCCGGUCGCGGUAAGAUUGCAGCCAAAGAUGGACUUUACAUAAACCCAAUGCAGCAUACGCAACUUAAAACUCCUUCAGUGGUUGAAUCCACGACGACAGUUGUUCCACCACCACCGCCACCACCUCCAACUAUGGAAAAUACCAUUAACUAUAAUCAACAUCUCCCAAACAAUAAUAAUAUGAAUAAUAUUAUAAGUAAUAAAAAUCAUGGUCCAUUUUAUUUACAUAGUCCAAAUGAAGUAACCGAUGACCCGGUGAAGGAAAUAUUUGUCAAAUCACCUACACUUGGAAAAACGUCUUCCAAUGCAUUUAUUUUGAAUUCUCCACCACCACCCCCACCACCGGCCAUAGGCCUUAAUACCAUGACGGUUAAAGUUGAAGUACAUAGCAGUAGCAGCUCUGGUGCUGGUUCAGAUGAAAAUUUGAGCUCAUCAUCAUCAGACAGAGGUAGUGAUCCGGGUACUGUAAUGGGUGAAAACGACUACGAAGAUAUCUAUGAAAUUCAACAACGGCACAGAAAUCAUAAAAAAGAAUCAAAAAGUCCUAGCAGAGAUUCGGGCAGCCACAGUCGUUCAGGUUCCAUGAGUUCUACGGGUAGUAUCGGUGGAGGCCCAGUGUCAUCAACCGUCGUAGUAAUGCACACCCAUGCGGCAGUAGCUGAAACAACUCACAUGACGGUCUCUUGCCACGAAGCCACAGGAGCAUUGACUCCAGAGUCUGGCGUGUCGAGCGGUUCACCUUCAGAUGUGAGCCAUUCGGCCGAAGAUUCUGACCCCGAAGUCAGCGGCAUAGACACAAGACAUCACCAUCAUACACUUCCUUUGCAUCCAGUUCACCACAAUCUCCAUCACCAAAUACACAAAGACCGUAUUCCGCUUAAAAGAGUGGUUUCAGAACCAGCAACAGGUUCAUGUCCACCACCCCCACCUCCUCCAAUGCCAACUACUAAUUUGCGCCCUGUAUAUGUAUAUGUACCAAGUCGAAACGAUUCGUUGUCUGGAUUUGAUGAUCAGUCUAAAGGAGAUAGCAGUGGGGCAAGUACUCCUGCAUCAUCAACCGAGCAGCAACAACACUUAUCAUUCAUUCCACCAAAGUUUCCUCAAUCAAACACCAACGAAGACGAAACAGGACUCAUCAAACCAUCGACUUACUUAAAAACUGUCGGUAGUUCUACUGGAUCCGGUGACGAAGUAACAGUGGCCGGUACGCGAUUACCAGCCACUCCUCUCCACAAAACCAAAUCUGAUUUAGCAAAUAAACAGCUGCAACCUUUGGCUGCUAUCAGCAUACAAGACUUACAUAGUGUGCAAUUGAAGAAAACUCCAGGAGCAGCUAAGAUCAUGAACAGCAGUGAUAGGCAGCAACAGUCAGCUGGUGGAGUAAUAUCACCACUUCAAGCACAAAGGCAAGAUCUGAUUGCUGAAUUGAAAAUGUCGAGAGACAUAAAUGGCAUAAAAAAGAUGAAGGUGGAAAAAGUAAAAAAGGAUGAGAUGACUGAAAAACAAAAGAUAGACGAAAUAGCUAAACAAUUAUCACCUGACAAUAUAAUUGAACAAAUCCCAGAAAAAGAUGCGAAUGGUAACUUGAUACCUGCAUGGAAGAGACAAAUGAUGGCAAAAAAAGCAGCAGAAAAGGCACGUAAAGACAUGGAAGAAGAACUAAUUAGGAAAGCAGAAGAAAAACGCUUACAAGCUCUACCUCCAUGGAAAAGACAAUUGAUGCAAAAUAAAAGUAAAAAUGAGGAAAGACCAACCGUUAUUCAAGUGAAACCAAGCAAUACUACAAAAGUGUCUGAAAUGGCACAAAUAACGGAUGGUCAAAAUAAGGAAAAUGACAAACCACAAGAAACUGAAAAAAUAGAAGAUAAGUCUGCAAUAACUGAACCAUCUAAGCAUGAAGAUGAACCAGAAGAACAAGAUAAGAUUAUUCCUUGGAGAGCUCAACUAAGAAAAACCAAUAGCACACUUAAUCUCCUUGAAUAAAAAUAUUAAAAUAUGGCAUGUUUACAUGAUCGAUUUGACUAUUAUUUAAAAUUAUAUAUUUGUUUGAUAUUUAUACAUUCAUAUUGUACUAUACAAAUAUUAUUUAAACAUUAGUAAUAAAAGUUUCAGUGAUAUCUUUUA
This is a messenger RNA of Daktulosphaira vitifoliae (grape phylloxera), 3415 nucleotides long. It is a transcript of the gene f, whose product is annotated as espin. The record is from RefSeq and is a predicted model, not a curated record. NCBI's taxonomy places the organism in Eukaryota, Metazoa, Arthropoda, Insecta, Hemiptera, Phylloxeridae. The coding region runs from base 14 to 3274 and encodes 1086 amino acids. Gene Ontology annotation, cellular component: cytoplasm. The transcript has 12 exons. Gene Ontology annotation, biological process: actin filament bundle assembly. Gene Ontology annotation, molecular function: actin filament binding.